AUGUCCAAAUCCCCCUCCUUGCUGGUGAAGACAGCAGAGCUGCCCCCCAGCCAGAACUACGUGCUGGGAUCCCACCCCCACGGGGCCAUGGGCACCAGGGCCUUCUGUAAUUUCUCCACCAAGAGCAAUGCCUUCUCCCGGCGCCUUCCGGGGCUGCAGCCCUGGGUCUUGUCUCAGCCCCAGUGGGGCCAGGCGGUGGUCAUUGUGAUGGGGGGUGCCCAGGAGGCCCUGUACACCGCCCCAGGACAGCACAGCCUGGAUUUCCUGAAUUGCAAAGUUUUCUUGUGCCGGGCGCUGAGGCUCAGGGCCUCCCUGGUGCCUGUGUACUCCUUUGGGGAGAAAGACAUCUUCAGAUGCAAGGCUUUCUCCAAAGGCUCCUGGCGGUACCUGUGCCAGGUCACCUGCAAGAGGGUUACCAGCAUAGCUCCCCGCAUCUUCUGGGGCCGUGGUCUCUUCUCACCCAACUCCCAGGGUCUGCUGCUGCCAUUCAGCUCGGUGUUGGGGGUUCAAGGCCAUGCCGCCUGUAGCACCUAAGUUCUUGUCAGGGCAUCUGGGAUGUGUUGGUUUGUGAUACAUCAGGAACCAGGAUCACAGAGAGGGGGACACUGGGGCCCCACAAUCCCUUUCUAAGGCAACCCACGUGACUGCAGCACCUCCCACCAGGCCCCACCUCUUUAAGGCCCACAUACCUCCCAAUACUGCCUCUCUGGGACUGAGCUCCCAACACAUGAACAGAAGGGGACAUUUCCGUGACAAGCUCUCCAUCUCAUCGAGGGUACCGGGAACACCGUGCUGGGUGGGGGUGGGGGAUGAAGCU
Molecule: messenger RNA, 817 nt
Organism: Oryctolagus cuniculus (rabbit)
Lineage: Eukaryota; Metazoa; Chordata; Mammalia; Lagomorpha; Leporidae
Source: RefSeq, a predicted model, not a curated record